UUAACGGCGGCGGCUUCGCGCUCCACUGCCCCCGCGGCGGCUGCUGCUACUGCGGCUCCUGCUGCCGCCGCGGCUCGGCCUCCGGCAGCUGCAUCCUCAGCCCGGGCCGGGUACCCGCCCGGCGCUGAGCGCGGCCCCGCCAUGGUGUCCUGGAUCAUCUCUCGCCUGGUGGUGCUCAUCUUCGGCACCCUGUACCCAGCCUAUUCUUCCUACAAGGCCGUGAAGACAAAGAAUGUGAAGGAAUAUGUGAAGUGGAUGAUGUACUGGAUCGUCUUCGCCUUCUUCACCACAGCAGAGACGCUCACCGACAUCGUGCUCUCCUGGUUCCCCUUCUACUUCGAGCUCAAGAUCGCCUUCGUGAUAUGGCUGCUGUCUCCGUACACCAAGGGUUCCAGCGUGCUCUACCGCAAGUUCGUGCACCCAACCCUGUCCAACAAGGAGAAGGAAAUCGACGAGUACAUCACACAGGCCCGAGACAAGAGUUAUGAAACCAUGAUGAGGGUGGGCAAGAGGGGCCUGAACCUUGCCGCCAAUGCUGCUGUCACGGCUGCUACCAAGGGCCAGGGGGUGCUGUCGGAGAAGCUCCGAAGCUUCAGCAUGCAGGACCUGACCCUGAUCCGGGACGAGGACGCGCUGCCCCUGCAGGCGCCUGACAGCCGCCUCCGACCAGGCCCCGGCAGUCUGCUGGACACCAUCGAGGACUUAGAUGACCCCGCCCUGAGUCUAAGGCCGAGCACCACCCAGGCAGAUCCCCGGACAGAGGCCUCUGAGGAGGAUGUGGGAGACAAGGCCCCCAAGAGGGUCAAAUCCAUCAAAAAAGUGCCCAAAGCUGAGCCACCGGCCUCCAAGACUCUGAAGACAAGGCCCAAGAAGAAGCCCGUGGGCGGGGGUGACUCGGCUUGAGCCAGAAGGAAGCUUCCGGGUGGGCCUGAGCCCAGCCCCUGCUCCAAGCUGUGCCGCUGGCCUGGCUCUCUCAGGCCCCUGGGGCCCCUCCCACGACCAGUUCUGGUGCCUGUCCAGGGGCCACUCCUCUGGCGGGGCGGGAGGUGGGGCUUGGAAAAGAGGGGGGUGGGCCCAGCUGAAGGGUUUGGGGGUAGAGGCUGGCCCAGGGCCUGAGCAUUGAGCCACCCAGGGAGGUGAGGGCUCCUCGGCCCACCCCACCCCUCCCCAUGGCAGCCCUGCCCCCACCCACCCAGUGCCUUGCUGAAGACCAUGGCCAUUCCCUUCUCUGAGGUCCCACCACACCCCCACUGCUCUCCGUGGGUUGGAGCAGCACAGGCCACCGCCCAGAUGGACCAAGGCUGGGCCUGACAGUGCCUGCGAGAAAAGGGGGCUGCAGGCUGCCCUUGUGACUGGAGGGCGGGGGUCAGCGCAGGCUCAAAUGACCAACAGGGCCAGGCCAGAGCUGCAGCCGGCUUGGCGUGUGCUGCAUGUCCCCCUGGGAGGUGGGUGUCCCCGGGGCUGUGGUAUGGCUGGGCGUGGCUCUCCAGGGCUGGGCUGGACUCUCAUUCCUCCCGUCACUCCUCCUACCCUCAGCCCCACAGCAGCUGGCCACUCCCCCUCCCUUCCUUUCCUCCCUCCCCUCCCUGCCUCCUAGUCUCUGAGUUCAGAGGACCCCAGCCAUUCAGAGAAGGGGGCUCUGAGGGAUCCCACUCCCCCACUCCUGCAGCACCCCUGUGCUGAACUACUCCACCCCUCGGGACAGGGGCCCCCUCCCCCACGGCCCUCAUGUCCCCUUGCUGUGCCAAGCAGACUGGCCCUGUAUGAGCCCAGGCUCCACCCCAUAUCCUGCUGCAGCUUCUGCCAUGGCAUCAGUCAGGUCAGGAAGAACCUGGGAGGAAGACAAGAACGCAGGAGCCAGCCAGAAGCUCCCGAAUCCUUGGGAAGAGGGUGCUUGUUGGACCUUUAGCAUUGGAUGAGCCAAUAAACCGAACGCUGGCACCUCAUUGA
This is a messenger RNA of Oryctolagus cuniculus (rabbit), 1950 nucleotides long. It is a transcript of the gene REEP2, whose product is annotated as receptor accessory protein 2. The record is from RefSeq and is a predicted model, not a curated record. Gene Ontology annotation, biological process: endoplasmic reticulum tubular network organization. Gene Ontology annotation, molecular function: microtubule binding; taste receptor binding. Lineage: Eukaryota; Metazoa; Chordata; Mammalia; Lagomorpha; Leporidae. Gene Ontology annotation, cellular component: cytoplasmic microtubule; endoplasmic reticulum tubular network; endoplasmic reticulum membrane.